AUGUCUUUAUCAUUAUUAACACCUCGACUAGUAUCACGCCAGUGUCUCACUCGUAUAAUUGCUAUACGAAGUGCAUCGGGAUUGAAGCUACGGGGAGAACAAUCAUUGAAAGCUGACCCAGAUCAAGGAUAUUUCAAAUAUGAACGAGACAUCUCCCGCGACAAACGCUAUAGCAAUCCACAGAAGCUUGGCGACACACCCAUGAGGUAG
Cylicostephanus goldi is the source of this 210-nucleotide messenger RNA. Lineage: Eukaryota; Metazoa; Nematoda; Chromadorea; Rhabditida; Strongylidae. The record is from the annotation of a GenBank genome assembly.